Molecule: messenger RNA, 1808 nt
Organism: Triplophysa dalaica
Lineage: Eukaryota; Metazoa; Chordata; Actinopteri; Cypriniformes; Nemacheilidae
Exons: 2
Coding region: 1-1128 (375 amino acids)
Source: RefSeq, a predicted model, not a curated record
AUGAUUUUAAAUGAUGAUGGUAACUACGAGAUGCCAAAACAAAUGUCUCUAAUAGUACAAAUGACUCUGAAUAUUCGAGAAGGAAGACCACCAACAUCCGUAAUGCGAGACUAUAACUGUUCGUAUACAGGAGAACCUUUUCAAGGUCCUGCAUUUUAUGUAAAUGCUCAUCCCGCAGAAUUAUGUGUGUGUUCCAAAUCAGGCAGACAUAUAGUAGGAAUGUCCGACUGUAGAAAUGAAAUUACUUUGUCCCAAUCAAAUAACGGACAUCAUAAUUGCACCAUACAAUAUCUCAAUAAAACUACUGAGGGAUUUGAAUGUCCAUUUUCACACUUAGACAGUUCACCAGGAAUGGUGUGGGUUUGUGGUGAAACUGCAUAUUACCAUUUAGAUGCAGGGGAAUGGAAAGGUUGUUGUUAUGCUGCUAUUUUGUCCACAGGAACUAGCAUAAUGGAAAAGACAAAUCUGGCCACAUCUUUGAAUAGACAUAAAAGGGAAGUAAAACUGCCAAAUUAUUAUGCAGGCCAUAAGAUUAGUGAUCCAUGGACUACUCCUUGGGAAAACGUGGGAUGGUCCCUAGCAGAUUAUGCAGACAAUGUCACCGACGUUGUGAAGGACAUGAGAGAAUCAGUUCGUGAACCCACACCGGUAGAUGCAACAUGGUUUCAAUGGUUGGACAGCCUAUCCGGGGGAUGGGGAUAUUGGAUAACCGGUACAGUAAUUCCAGUUGUGAUGACCAUUUUAGCCUUGAUAUUAUUUUUGCCAUGCAUGUUGCAGUGUGGGGUGGGAUGUGUUAAAAGAUCUGUUACUUCCUUUACAACCAAAGGAACCGAUCGAAUGAUGUUAGCAAAAAGAACGACUGACGUCAACCAGGCUAUGCUGGUUAGACGCACAUCUAAAGGUUAUCGUCCGAAAGAUCAGAAUCAAACUUGGGGAUCCAUAUUUGAUCAUAACAGCGAUACGGACGAGGAUGAUAAUGAUUGUGUUCAAACACAUGAGUUAGAACCAGAACCAAUACCGGUGAUAGAAGAACCAAGAAAUGUUGAUGAACGUGACAAUGUAAUGGAAGGAGAUAAUGGGCUUGACGAUUCGGUAAUUGAGAUUGGCACGGUAGAUGAUGAAGAGUAGAUAUAAUUAUGUUUAUGUUUUCGUUUUUAUUGAGGGUGAUUGGUGUUGUAUGUUUUUAUUACAAAUCAGUCCGAUUGAUCUUUUACCUCGAAGAGCAGCUUGCAAACCAGAAAACCACAUAAAAAUACGCAAAUGCAACUAUCCUUUUAUUAAAGAUUUUGUAUUAACCUGUUGAUUAACCUUUUGUACUACUCUAUAUAUAUAUAUUUGUUCUUUAAAGGGACACAGAACUGCUUGUAAGACCGUUGGUCUGAAAGUGGCCAUUGUGAGAAUCUGGAUUUCGUCCUGUCCUCUACAAAUAUUGCAUCUGUGUUUAAUACAAAGUUCAUGUAUCAUAUGUAUUCAUUCGUAUUCAUUCCUAUUAAUAUUAGCUUCUAUUCAUAUUAGAUGUGCCUUUCAUUCUUGUUGUUUAACCUCGUUGAAAGUUCUAUCAUGUCAUGCUGUCUUAUGUUGAUAUAAGUAUCUGUUGUUCUCCAUAUCAAGGUUCCUAAUGAUGCCUAUGGACGAUUGUUCUGUUAUUGUAAUAUUGAAUAUGUAAUCAUAUCUGAUUGUUCAGGAGGAAAGACUAAACAGAAAGUCUGGUGAUUUUCCACUUUUUUGGUGGUUUUAUAUGACACCUCCUUUUCAAACAUAUAAAUAUUAGUCCGAAAACAAUAAACAUUGUACUCUGAUUGAACAAG